GGGAGGUGUGCGGCCACGUGACUGCCAUGGCAACGCGGCCCGCCCGGCGGCCGGGGCGGGCGGGUGGAGCGGCCCUCGGCGCCUCCGCCCCGCGCGGCGUCCAUGACGGGGAGGCGGCAGCCGGGGCCGCGGCUGGCCAUGGCCGGCGCCCUGCUCGCGCUGCUGGCGCUGUUCUGCGGCUCGCAGCUUUUAAAAGCAUUUGAUUACUUCUCUCCUUGGAGUGGACAGCAGCAGUUGUACAAGCUGGAUGUAGGUUGGCCUAAAAUUCCAGAAUACUUCACUGGUCAAACAUUUUGCGUUGCUGUUGACUCUCUUCAUGGUUUGGUCUAUGUUGCACAAAGGGGAGAUAACAUACCAAAGGUGCUUGUGUUCUCAGAGGAAGGCUAUUUUCUUUACUCAUGGAAUAAUACAGUUGAAAUGCCUCAUGGUAUCUUUGUAUUAAACACCGCAACAGAUAGCUCAGUGUGGAUUGCAGAUGUUGGAACAGGGAAAUAUGGGCACACUGUGAAACAGUACAGCCCUUCAGGUAAACUUAUGCAGAUCUUGGGCACACCAGGUAAUGCUGGUUCAGGCUUGAAUCCCCUACAGUUUGAUCAACCGGCAGAGAUCUUUGUAGAGGAAACUGGGGAAAUCUAUGUUGUGGAUGGAGAUGGAGGGACGAAUAACAGAUUGCUCAAACUGUCCAAAGAUUAUAAAGAGAUAUGGCUGCGUGGACCAAACGGGACUGGCAUUGGUCAAUUCAAGAUUCCUCACAGUGUAACAGUGGAUUCUUUUGGACGGGUAUGGGUUGCGGACCGAGACAACAAAAGAAUCCAGGUUUUUGAUAAAGUCACAGGGGAAUGGCUGGGAUCUUGGAGCAGCUGUUUUGCAGAAGGUGGUCCAUAUUCUGUCAGAUUUACUGCCAAUGACAAGUACUUGAUUGUAGCUCAGCUGAAUAUCAACCGGUUAUCCAUCUUGGCAGCACCACCUGUUGGGUCUAUUGGGAACUGUGUUGUGGUCAGCACAAUCCAGCUGGCAGAUGAAACCAAACCACACCUUGUGGAUGUAGACAUGAAGAGCGGAGCAAUUUAUGUGGCGGAGAUUGGAGCCCAGCAAGUGCAAAAAUAUAUACCCUUAAACUGAUGUUUUUCCACAACUACUACUGCACAAGCUAUGUGGCAUGUAAGACCUAUGAUCACAUUUUCUCGAGUUUUCUGUAGCUUGUGUUUCCUUAAGACAAGCACAGAACAUUGUGCUCCCAGAACUCUAGGGCUCACAAACUGCCCUAGCCAUUCUGUAGUCAUGGAGAACUGUCCUGGGCUGUCACUCAGUUUAAUGAUGUUAUGGUGGUUUUUCUUUUUGAUGCUUGGAUCUGGAAAAUGACUUUGAUAAGUAUCUUUAUUUUAUUUUAUAAAAUUUUAUAAACGCAGCUGCUCUUCAGUGUCUAGAGUUUCAUCUUGAGACUCCUGUACCCAUCCUGCAUGCAUUGCAGAACUAGCUGAGAGAAGUGGUCUAAAUAGUUGAUUUCCUGGGAGCCAUUUUAAUAUUUCUUCAUAUGUUUUGGAUCUUUGUGCUAACAUUGUCCAACACUGAAUACAACGUAGAAUUAUGGUGUUGAAUGAGAUGCUGCUGGAUAUUGAUGUCAUUGUUGACACUGGCAUUUGCUUUAGGUGGUUAAUGACAUAAGUAUUGAAAUCGAAGUUUUUAGCCCCAGCUAAAGCAGUCAAGUUUGUAAUAGGUUUAAGUUAAAUUGAUAUCAAGCACUUCAGACUAAAUUAAAAGUGUGUGCACAGCAGCCAAGUACUGAUUCUUAACUAAAUUAAUUCUUGACCUGACUUGAUUUAUGUCAGUGAGUUUUCUGUUCCCCAGGAUUUCAUAAUGGAACGUACUGAAGUUCGAGUCAUUUAAGUUCCUCAAGGUAAACAAAUCAGAAUUUGCUAGGAAACUCUUAUUCAGCAUUAGGGACCUGAUAACAUAUAAUGUUCUCCUAAUCUUAUUGAUCUGAAGCUCAGUCAGUUAACAGCAAUGAUCUGUCACUUUGUUUUGGGGAAGUUUAGCUGCUUAAUGUUCUACACUUAGAUUUCCCCUGCCCCCUCAGCAACAACUCCAUUAAUAUCUUGCAUAAGUUUCUUCUUUUGAAGAACUUAUCCCAAUAUACUUGCAGAUGUCUCCAGGCUCUGUUCUGAAAAGGUACUGUCCAACUCAUUUUCAGAUUUUGUGCAUUUGCGUAGGUAUAAUUUGCUCAUUUACAUACAGUUCAGAACUCAAAUUGCACAAUUACUUUGCUUUCCUCAAUAUGAAUACUGGUUCAGAGCUCUCCUUCCAUUCGCAGUCCAGGGUGAUUCUAGCUUUUUUACAUGUUGUUAGAUGGUUUUAAGUUUGUUCAUUUCAUAGCAUAGUGGGAAAUGGUGGAGAAAAGGGCAUGGCAGGCUAGACCGGAACAAAAAUGACUCUUAUGGUGAAUAAGUGAGUUCCUCUCUAAAGCUGUGGACCCUCAUUCCUUGUUCAUCUACUCUCAGUGAAAGCAUUUGGGAGGAUUUUUGUGUUUCCACACACUUACUCUACUGCAGGGACUAUUUCAAAUGCUAAUUACAGGCUAAGAGGCAUUUUUUUCCACUUCCUUAGAUAGGGAUAUGGGAAAUGGAAUUACUCUGAUGGGAAAUAUCCGCUUCAGUGAGUGUCAUCAAAAGCAAAUGCAUCUUAAUUUGAUGCAGUUUCAGCAUGUGAUCUACAAAUUUCUUGGUCAGUAGAUGGGAAAGCUGACCAGGAAAAGCAGGUUCAUAUAUGUUACAAAAGGUAACUCAGCUGUGGAGCUUGAUGUCCUGAUUUUGGUGCUAUUUCAGAUUGAUUCACUAGUUACAAAUGCUUUGUUGUUGGCUAUCUCCACAAUAACAAAAGAAGAUCUAACCUGGCUGCCCUCAUGCCAAUCUGAGAACAGGGAGUUCAGGGUUCUACACUAGCAAAUACGAUCCAUCAUUCAUGUGGUGCUCGAUAGGAGCUUGUAAGCCAUAUUUAUUAGCUGAAAAGGUAGCAGUACUUCUUCUAGACCAAGGUGGGUAGCUCCAAAUAGUUUUGCAAUGUGUUGUGUGGAUUUCCUAACUAGGUCUCCACUAGCUCAGGGAUCUCUGCUAUGUGUGUCACGUAGCUAUUUCUCCCCUACAUGAGGUGAAUUUCUUUUUAAAAAUAUUACCAUAAUAUCAUUAACUAUGUUUGAGCAUAUCUUGGUGGUAUAAGGGAUCCAGACAUGCCCACUCUUCCUCAACACCUCCCCUCCUUAUUUAUUUGCUCUUUGUCACAUCCAUUUAAAACAGGGCUAGAAGCUCUCUGGGAACUUGCUUCUCUGUCCAGUAAAGGAGUAGCGUACUUCUGGAUGUUGACAAGUAACUUAUUUAUACAAGUCUGAUGCGUGGAUCUGCUCUCAACUUUCUUUUUCACAUUUGCAGCCCCUAGAGAUGGGGAGUACUCACCUGAUUGCCUGAGUUCACUGAAAUAGACUAUAGUGCCAAAAUAUCUAUAUCUAUAUUACAUCUAGGCAUUGGGUAUCUGUGAUAAGAAAAGAUAUUCAUUAGUGACUAGUAUGAGAUGGCCAGACUCCUUCUUACCUCUGUGUAUAUGAGCACACUGAGAAAAUGAUUAAUUUGUACAUUUGCUUGCUAACUUUGUGAGAGUUUUCUUAUGUAUCAUCUUGAAACUGAUCUCUGGAAAAUUUAAGAUAAUUUGGUAAAAUAUAUUUAGGAUUUCCCAGUGUGAAAGUUUGGGGUUCUUUAUUUCUGUUCUAAUGUCAAAACAUUUCAUUGCAAUGGAUUACUUUUCUAUAUAUGGGGUUUGCAGCACUUGAACGUUGGUAUCAGAAAUGAUUAAAUACCUUACUAAAAUGGAA
Dromaius novaehollandiae (emu) is the source of this 3859-nucleotide messenger RNA. RefSeq names its product NHL repeat containing 3 (gene NHLRC3). Gene Ontology annotation, biological process: proteasome-mediated ubiquitin-dependent protein catabolic process; protein polyubiquitination; negative regulation of translation. The transcript is spliced from 7 exons. Lineage: Eukaryota; Metazoa; Chordata; Aves; Casuariiformes; Dromaiidae. The record is from RefSeq and is a predicted model, not a curated record. Bases 103 to 1122 code for a protein of 339 amino acids. Gene Ontology annotation, molecular function: translation repressor activity; ubiquitin protein ligase activity; protein binding.